Fusarium venenatum is the source of this 2139-nucleotide messenger RNA. RefSeq lists its product as uncharacterized. Lineage: Eukaryota; Fungi; Ascomycota; Sordariomycetes; Hypocreales; Nectriaceae. The record is from RefSeq and is a predicted model, not a curated record.
AUGGUCAAUGCAGUAAAACCCCCUCCAGGUUGGUUAGCCUUGCCAGCAACAGCAACCGACGAGGAGAAGGGUUACUGGAAUGAAUUCCUGGAACAAUGGCAGCUGCAAGAGCGCAAGUUCGAGGAAGAUGAAGAUGAGUGGAGUAAGAUCUCACGAAAGCUGAAAAAGGAACCGGCAGGCAAACUAUACAAUCAUUAUAUUGGGAAGAAAGUGCAACAUAAAGAUCUCACUUGGGGUCAUCUUGUCGCAGCUCUUAUCCUUUUUGGAAAGGAUCAGGUAAUAAAUUCGACUUUUGGCAAGAGGAUUCAGGAGAAGUAUCCUAAAUCAGAUAUCACAACCAUGCAAUUCAACAAACGGGGGCCAACUAUUAGAACAUCAGCUCAAAGUAAUAGAAGAGGACAGUCAAGGUCAAGGCGAGCUACAAGCGAACAUGAAGAAGAGGAAAAUGAAGAAACUGAAGAAGAGCAACAACUAUCAGAAGAAGGACAACGAGUACCAGAACAAGAACAACAAGUGCAACAACAAGUGCAACAACAAGUGCAACAACAAGUACAACAACAAGUACAACGACAAGAAGGAGAAGGACUCGAAAACCACCGAGUCCCCGAAGAGGUAGAAGUAUCAGCGCCAGCGCCAGUGCCAGUAUUUUGGAAUACAAGGAGAUGUUUCACCAAUACCACCAGUUCCGGGCCAAAAACCAGUAGCUGGCGAAGCGGUAAUAUCUUCGGAGCCGCCCCUCCUCCGGGAAUUCCAACAAACAAUCAUAGCCAGUCUCCUCACCCUCAACACGGAACGACUAGGUCAAGAGACAGCGCAAGGCAGGCCCAGGCAGAAAGCGCCAUCAAUUGCCCUUCUAGAUCUAGUUUUAAACAACCUCGGGCAAAUCCCCAAUCUAACAAACCCGAAGCCAGCGGUCCUGUCCAGAAUCGAGAAUCCCUACACCAGCCAGACUCUACUAUAAACGUUAUCUCAAACUUCGACCCUGACACCACCACCAACGUUGCUCAAGAAACUCCAGACUCAAACCUCAGACAGGCUCACGAUUCUAUGACCAUCAAUAGCAGUCUUGGACCCGGGGAGGGUUGCGAUGGAAUUUAUUUAUUGGAAGAUACCGUUACCGCCGCCAACACUACGGCCAGCAAUGGGCUCCCUAGCAAUAAUUUCACCAGCAUUGAUCUCACGGACGCUGGACUUACCGGUAGCUCCGUGACCGACCAGUCUCACAACAGCAGACUUUCCAGCAAUACCUCAGCCAGCAGGCGUAGUGGUGUCUUCCCCCCAAGUCCAUGGAGCACGGCAACAAGCAGGCCCACUCCCAGAAAGCGGAACAUUGACCAAGUUGGAGAUGAUAUCGCACCAAGGCCCAGCCCAGUCUCCUCAGCUGUAUGGGCAUCGCUCCUAUCAAAGCCGUCUUCCCCUCAUGUUAAUACGUUUGUGGAACCUAUCAAUGCGACUUACGGACACCUCACCAACCACACUGGGGCUCUUGAGCAAAUCUUACAACGCUACCAUCAGUUAGGCGGCUAUGUAAUUAGCCUGGACGGGCCUGAAAACGAGCACACGCAACUGCGUGAAAAUGGCAUCAGUAUAAUUCGCGAUAUUGAGACCUGGGGUUUGCAGAUAAUCGAAUCAAGAAAUAGGGUCACGGCCGAAAUCGAAAGCCUUCGCGAAUCCAACCAUAACUUUGCCAGGUCAAAUCAAGAAUUAGAGUUGGCAAACACCGAGACGGCCAAGGCAGAAGCCAACAAAGCCCUCGACACGCUUGUUUCCCAAUUUGCCGAGCAUCUAUCCGACUCUAGAGCAAAGUUUGACACGUUCCGGCAAGAUGUUUGGAAGUCACUUGAGGAAAAUGAAGCAACAACUGGUCGCUCCUUGCACCAAAAACUGGAGAGUUUGGAGGCCCAGAUGAGCACCACAACCGCCACUUUGAAGGAGGAUCGUGCUAGAGAAGUGGACAUGAUGCAGUCCAAGUUGGAGCGUUUGGAGGCGAUGCUCGAAAAAUCGACUGAGAAUAAUGAAAAAUUAGAGAAGCGGAUUGAGGGGCUCACCGGCGUCGUCGCUGAUAUUGGAGCUGCUACCGGCGUUGUUCACUCAGAACAGCAAUGGAAUACGGCACUCGAAAUGUACGGGCUGCUGUAA